CUGAUGAAUCUGAGAAAGUUUCUUGGAACGGAGAAUGCGGAGUUCCAGGCACUCAUUUAUUUUAUAAUUGCGCUUGGGUGUUUCUUAUCAAUCCUUGGCACUUUGGGUUUUUGUGGUGCAUGCAGGGAGAAUAAAUGCUGUCUUGUCUUGUACAUGUUCUUGCUCGCGAUAUUUAUAAUUGCUGGAGUGGGCGUGGGAAUCGCUGCGUUCGUUUUCGGGGAUAAGGUUCAAAAUUAUGUGUCAUCCAUAACUAGUCAAGCCUAUGAAUUUUAUGGCAAAGAAUCUUCGCACUAUGACAACUUCAUCAACCUGGUACAGAGGGAGUUACAAUGUUGCGGUGCGAACGGUACAUGGGAUACCACUAAAAGUGGACCUAUUCCUGAUUCAUGUAGAAAUCCGAAUGGCGACGUCUAUAACUCGGGAUGUCUUAACGCAGUCAAAGCAUUCUUCAAGAAAUACAUGCUUAUUGCUGCCCUGUGCGUCUUUCUGUUUGCGCUACUUCAAAUUCUGAGCCUUGUAUUCGCCAUCUGUCUACGUCAAGCUCUCAGUCAUGUGGAGUUUGACUGAAGCUCGAAAUUUUCAAACGAACGCAAACACCCUCGGGAUCUCAGAGAAUCAGAAAAACUACAAUCCACACUUCUACUUCUGCUAACCACUCAUUUUGAAAAAGAAUAAGUACAUUUUGAUGGUGCGCU
Messenger RNA from Opisthorchis viverrini, 695 nucleotides. RefSeq lists its product as hypothetical. NCBI's taxonomy places the organism in Eukaryota, Metazoa, Platyhelminthes, Trematoda, Opisthorchiida, Opisthorchiidae. The transcript is spliced from 4 exons. The record is from RefSeq and is a predicted model, not a curated record. The coding region runs from base 4 to 567 and encodes 187 amino acids. Gene Ontology annotation, cellular component: membrane.